GAGUUCAAUAUUUAGUCUCCUGGCGGUUGCCAUCGACAGAUAUCUGGCUGUAAAAAUACCCCUGAGGGGUGAUUAAAAGAAACAUGUAUGCUGUUGAAGAACAUCCUGAUGAUGCACAAGGACGGCCCAAUGACAACAGAUCUCGAGAAGUAGGAUUAGGAUUAGGAAAAGCUGGUCAACGAAGUAAAGAUGUCUAAGUGGAAUUAAAAGAGUAAAGAGGAAACACAGAGCCUAUUUAUGGGUCCAUUAUCAACAGUCCAUCUACAUUCAUUGCAGAAAUCUUGAUCUCUUUAGAGAGACAAUACAAGCUAUAUUCAGGCUGUAUAUGAUACAAUCAUUUUAUGUUGAUUCAUAUAUGAUUAUUAUUUUCAUGAUAGUCAUAUUAUUUUCUAUAAGAGUUAUAUUAUAUAUUUGAGCUAUGAAUUAUGCUACCUAAUCUUAGAAUGGAAAACUAUCACCGUUGACAUUUCCACAAGAAAUGUUGAAGUCCAAGUUUUGGAGAGUGUUACAUUUCACACUGGUCAAUUUCAGUGUCGAGCUCCUGUCAUAUUUGUUCAGAAUUAAUGGAAAUCAAUGGAAAGAAUAAAGGAAUGAAUAACAAAAAUAAUUACAUAUUGACUGGUGCACAAAGAAAGUGUGCAUAUCUAAUUUCAUACAUACACUCUUGAACACAGCCAGCACGGGAAUGACACAGAGAAGUGAGCCAGUUUGUGUACACGUGUUAAGUCUUCGGGCGAAUGCAGUUUUUCUUGAAUCAGAGUGUUUCUAGAGGUGCUAUAAGGAAACCCUGUUGAUAAAAGUUUUUAAGGCACAUCAAAUCAUCUCGGAUCUUGGGUGGUCUUGUUACUCUUAAGAUGGCCAAUAUGUGCAGAAUAUUUCAAGUUGGGCUGUAGUUACUGGAAAUACAAUGGAUGUUUUUGGCAUGAACGCAGUUAGUACUGUUGAUGAUCCAAAAACAAUCAAGUGUCCUCACUGCCAGUGUUGCCCCUUCCAUUCGCCAGACUGGACCAACGUCCACCUCUCUCUCUCUCUCUCCCAUGUGUAUAAACACAACAGCUCGGUGCUGAUCAGUACUGUAUAUAGCAAUUUGCCCUCCAACUGCUGAUACUAAAUAGGGUUUAAGUUUCCUAAAACAGUGGGCAGCUAAUACAUAACUGUGAUCGUAUUCUUGCACCAGAAUGCCUCUCCACUGCUAAGUAGCAGCAAGACCAGGGCAUUUCUUUCCUCAGUCAAUCACUCUUGUGGAGGUGAGGGCAUGAUCGAGCAUUCAUCUGGAAAGAGAGUAAGCGGUAAGCAGUCCAUGUAACCGGUCCUGCUCAACCCACUCCGAGCGGGAUUCGAACCAGCGUCAGCCAGCCUGGGAGGUGGGCGCGCUAACGAGGAGGCUAAAGGCUACAGCCUCUAGAGGCAGUCGCUAGGUUUACACAUACCGCACAGCUAUCACGUACCAGCUGGCUCCUGCUACACACAUAACAAUGAUGAGUGCAUUUAUAUGCACAAUCUUACACCGGUAAUUCUUUACACGGUAAUUCUUUAACACUUCAACAUUUUCAUUUAUCGGCGUAAGGUCAUAAACAUUUAAGCAUAAACCGAUCAACACAAGCAAGAUUUUUGCCCAUUACUGUGCAUGAAUCUCCAAAACAAUCGCAUCAUAAAUCGCAUCAUAAAUUGUGCUUCUUUAGCUCAGAUACCAACACCCCAAAAAAAGAAAAAGUGUGCAUGCAUGUUCUCGAGUUGACUGACAGGCAAUGUCUGCAUCUGAAAUGUGAUUGGAUCUUUUACCUCUAAGGUGGGACUUCCUUGUCUAUACAAAUCAUAUUGGGUGUUCCAAUAGACCUUUUUCACAGACUGUGAUGGCGUGUUCCCGCCUUAUUUAGCCGAGUAAUUCUAGAAAACAUUUUUUUUUGUGUGUGUGUGUGUAAAUUUAUAACAUUAUGCUUUGUGUUAUAUUAUUCUGAAAUUAGUACAAAAAAACAAAAACAAAUUGACCAUAGCUGAGAUGGGGUAUCCAGUACAGCUGAUGAGAGACAGUAAAUUUGGUAUCUUCUCUCUUCUGACAAUUUCCCUGAUCCAGCUAGACAUUAAAAUAUUGUCAAAAAGUUUGGCUAACCAAUUAAGUUAUGACAUCUCUUAUACAUAUAGAUCAGGUGGGGUUUAUUUGGGGCCGUAGCUCUUCUGAUAACAUUAGGUGUUUAAUCAAUAUGAUGAGGUCAGUGGUGAAUGAUCAGACUCCAGUCGCUGCUGUCUCACUUGAUGCUGAAAAGGCGUUUGAUAUGGUAGAAUGGGAUUAUCUUUUUAAGAUUUUGGAAAUGUAUGGGUUCGGGAAUACUUUUAUUGAAUGGAUUAAGUUACUUUAUAGACACCCGGUAGCAGCAGUACAAACAAAUGGAUUAAUUUCAGAUUAUUUUAAUCUGGAUAGGGGCACCCGGCAGGAUUGCCCUCUUUCCCCAUUAUUGUUCUGUCUUGCCCUGGAACCAUUAGCAGCCGCGAUAAGUAAGGAUAAUGAUUUUCCAGGGGUGGUGGCGGGAGGUGUGGCGUAUAAGCUUCUGCUUUACGCAGAUGAUAUUUUAUUAUUCGUCUCCGACCCCACUAGAUCUAUGCCUUGCCUCCACAGAAUUAUUAAUUCCUUUUCUAAGUUCUCAGGAUACAGAGUCAAUUGGUCUAAAUACGAAGCUUUGGCUCUGACAGCCCGGUAACGGCUUUUCAGCCGUGCGCCUUCCAGUGGCCCAAACAGGGCAUUAAGUAUUUGGGCAUUUAAUUCCCAGCAAAUUUGUGUGAUUUAUUUAUAGUUAAUUUUGACCCCUUAAUAAAAAGGUUUUCGAGCGAUGUGGGCAGGUGGGCUUCAUUACAUUUAUCUAUGAUUGGGAAGGUUAAUGUUAUUAAAAUGAAUUGUAUUCCAAAAUUCAACUUCCUGCUACAAUAUCUCCUAUAGAUGUCCCCCUCUCUUAUUUCAAGUGAUUUGAUAGCAUAGCGAAGUCCUUCAUUUGGAAUGGUAAGCGUCCCAGAUCACAUUUCAGUAAGUUACAUAGGCCGAUUGACAAAGGUGGGCUAGGCCUACCUAAGAUUUUGUUUUAUUAUUAUGCAUUCGGUCUCAGACCUUUGGCUCAUUGGUCGCUUCCACCUAAUAGAGCCCCUCCCACCUAAUAGAGCCCCUCCCUGGUUUUGUACUGAACAGAAAGUUCUUGCCCCUAUUUCACUAUUGCGAAGCCUUUCUAUCAAACUAAGUCUGUUUGUAGUAUCUUGAUUAUCCCUCUCUGGAAUGCUGCUUGCUUUUUUCUUUUUUUGGCAACGUGAUCUUUUGGGGGGUGAACUGUUCUUUUAAUGCACCUGUUCACAUGAGUAAAGCAUGGGGAGAAAAAAAAAAGAGAGAUACAGUAGUUAUGAUUGUUAAGGUGUUCUGUUCGGUUUUUAGUGUGUUGCUGUGCUGCUGCUGCUUGGGUGGUUGCUUACUGGCCCAAGUCAUUAGAACACACUCCAAUACCUCUAUGACAGAGGCUGCAUCUGAAAGCAAAGUCAGAUGCCUUGAUGCCUCACUGCCCGGUCAGUCAAUGACUUGCAGUGAUUUGCAAAUGGUCUGCACGGGCUUUAAAAUGAAACCUGACCCGUACCCGAGACCGCACUGCCCGACCCUUCCUGGCCCGAACAUUACCAUCAGAUUUUAAGCCUGAGCACGACCCCAAACUGAAUUCGCUCUCAAUCUUUAUAAUUUCUUCUCCUAGCAUGUAUUGUUGCAAUAGUCUGUAUUAUAUGUAAGCAUCGUACGCAACAUAAUGUACGUUAUAGUAUUGUAACCGUAAACAUACAAGACACAGUGGCCCCUCAGCACAUAAGAGCAGAAGGAAUUGGUUACUGUUUAUUAAGCACCAAAACUUUGCUAGAUGCAGAAAAUAAAAACUGCGAGACGUGAUGCAACAGUCAAAGAUGUUUGUCCAGUAUGUGUUUACAUAGGAAAACAAUUGGAAAAACAGAGUAGUCCUCAUGUGUGUGAGUGAGAGUGCUUGCGUGAAACAUGUUUGUUAGGCUUGUUUAUUUUUUUCAUUCAUUACAAACGUGAACCCGAAAUCAUACUUAAAAAACUGUCAGGGUUGGGUUGCUGAUCUCAACUCGUAAGAACCCUGGUUUCAGACUGCCUUCUGAGACACCAUUAUUUCAUGUCCAAUGACCUAAAAGUAUUUAUAGUGAGCUUUAGACACACCCGGGCAAUUAUUCAGCAACUAUAAUGCUUACUAAUAAGAAAUUGAAUAGUUUAUAUUGUUUAUAAUUUAUAAACUGAUUACUGCUUUCACCCACUCCAUCAGACGCCAUAUUUGAGAAUUUGCAGAAUUUUGAGAUAUCAAAGUUGGCUUAGUCGAUGCUGCCUUAAAAAAACUGCCCAGAUCAAGGCAUUCCAGUUGACAGGAUGAUUCGGAUGUGCCUUGAUGCCUUCCAGCCUCCAUGUACAGCCUCUGAAAGCAUCAAUUUUCAGCUUUCAGAUGCAGCCAGAGUUAGUCAUUCCUACUCCUCCACCAUCCUGCAGAGUUAAUUUCAAACUCUGCUCCAACACACCUGCCUCCAAUUUUCAAGUAAACCCAAAGAUCUGGAUUAGUUGGUGUGGCAGGGCAGACGGUGGGGCCAGGCCAUGAUGCUGCACACGGCUAAUCAGGCUGAUCAAGCCCGAGGGGGAUUAAGGCGACAGGAGGCGGCAGUUCGAGAGAGAGAGAAUUACAGGAAGCUGCCCUGCAUGUGUUUAUGUUUGUGUCUUUUUGUUUAAGUUUAUUAUUAAACUAUUAUUUAUAUUGUCAAGCCGGUUCUCGCCUUCUCCUUUCCUGUUUACCUUGUUACACUGGUGCCGCAACCCAGGAAGGAGGAGGGAUGCGCCGUAGUAGAGUCCUCGCCACUACCAUCCACCAAAAUCGGAGCAGCCGCGGCCAUCCGCCGGGGGAUGGAGGAGCCCGGCCGCCUGAAAGCGGAGGAACAGCCGCUGGCCGCAAGGGGAUGAGGGGCUCCUAGCCAACCACCUGGAGUGGUCAGGGCCACUGCCAGGGUGUAGGAGACCCCUACCGGCCACUAAAACGCGGCGGGGUCUAAAGAGGACUGCCGACCGCGAGCAGGGAGGGGCUCCUGGCUGACCGCCUGGAGUGGGAGAACCGCUGCCAGGGACGGGGGAGACCCCUACCGUCCUCCGAAAACGCGGUGGGGCAUUCCGUCCGCCAGGGGCCGGAUGACUGCCUCCGAUCCGCCUGGGGAGGUGCGGCUGUCGUCCACUAGAGGGUGGAGGAGUGGCCGAGGACCAAGCUACGGCGUAUCAGAGAACCGGCGAGUAAUGUUUUUAUUUUAUUUUUUCUCUCUCUCCUCUCUCUCUCCCGCUGUUGCUCCAUGUUGGCCUUUCCCUCCCGUUUUUUGUUGUUGUUGUUUUUUCCCUCCCCUUGUCACCCUCCCAGGUCCGAAGAGGUGGGGAUGACCUGCCAGCAGACGGGGCCGGAAGGGAACUUGGAGUAGCCAAGUACCCCAGAAUUGCACAUUUUUGGAUGUCUCCCUGAUUUGACACAGCUAAUUCAGGUCAUGAAGCCUCUGCUAAUGUGCUGAUGAGUUCCAUCUGUUGUGUUAGAUAAAGGAGACAUGCAACAUGUGUUGAGGUUUUGCUGACAGAUGAGGUAGCAUAAUUAAAAUGACUAAAUAAAAAGUUAUGAUUGUUUUACUACAAACUUUGAGACUAAACUAAAACUACUUAUCAGCUAACAUAGCACACUGAUACACACAUACAGCUACAUACUACCGAACUAUACCAGACAGUUUACUGUUGCACUGCACUGUUAUGUAGCACUAUUGUAUGUUUUGUAUGUCAUAUGUUGUACUCCAGGAAUCAAAUGCGCUGCCGAUGUUCACUCUAGUUUUCGAUCGACCACGAUCACGUUCCCACUUAGCCAGAAGGGAUUCAGUAGAUAAAUGUUUUUUUUUUGGCUUACUCUGAGUUUGUGUAGGAGUCGGUGUUGUGCUUGGAGCCGGACGUUUGCUGGAUUCCAUCUCUAAGAUAACGUUACCUAGUGUUGCAAUUUGUUGUCGCUGUUGAAUAGUGGAAGCACUGAGGCAAGGCUCUCGGGGGCGCGCAUAAACGUCACAUCCUUUGGAUUUUCCCUGCAAAAGCGACCCCCUCCCUUCGCAUGAAAAUCAGUCUACAGGCUUUAAUAGGCAACCUAGGAAGUCCGGGAAGGGCUCAUUUUAUAAUCUGCAUUACAAGCUGUUCACACAUUGGCAAAAUAAAAGGUGAAUAUUACAUGAAAAUUAUUACAUAUUUCUUACAGGUUAGUUAUCCUUUUCCUUUCUAGACCUUUUUUUGUUUACUAUUUUGGGCCAGUGGUCACCCUGAAAUUCAAACACCUACUGUGUAUAUUUUUGUUACAUCUUUGGAAAUCAUUACUGUUAAUAAAAAACAAUAUUGUAUCUUUGAUCACUGUUGUCUGGCGUGCUUGGUCUGAUGGUUGAGCAGGGAACACACCUUCCUUCACCUUGUUGCAUCCCACCCCUAAGAGACAUAACAAAAUCUGUUGCAAGUAAAGUCUCCUGUGCACUGCGUGUGAGGAGCACAAUUUGAAUGGUCACCAUAUUUUUUAAGUUACAUUUUCAUGUAAUUUACUGUAAAUUUAACAGUCAUAGAACAGGAAGAAAAGCUUUGUCAAUAAUUUUAUACCCCUUUAUCAGAAAUGUAGAGGAUUUGCCCUUAUAAAAGUUUACCAUUGUUCUUGUUUAACUGCGGCAUUUGUUAUAAUAAGGCCAUAACCACAGGUAAGUCCAUUGAUGGCUCUGGGGUUAGAUCAAUGUAGAAAAUAAAUGAUAGUAUUUGUUAUUAAAAAAACAAAAAACUAAUGGCCUAAACACAUUUAGAAACGUUAGUUACAACUUUCACAGUUAUUUCAAAUAAUAAAGUCUAAUAGAUUCGCCCUAAUAGAUUUAAUAGGAAUCUGUAACAUUUCUGUCAUAAUACUAGUUAAUUUUACUACAGUAAAAAAAACAUUAGGACUUUACAUAAGUGCUGUAAUUUAAAACAGUCUGUAAAAUUUCUAAUGGGUUGCAUAAGUUUUGUGUUCUGUGCUGCAGUAUCGAGGGAAGCCUUGUUGAUUGCAGCAAGUGAUCAGCUCUGCGCUAUCCUAUCUCUCUGGCUCUGCAAUGGCUUGUGCCACAAUCACGUGAAAACCAGGCUUCAAUCAUGCCAUGCAAAAGACGAGCCUGCAUUUGAGACAAGAAGUAUAUUUAGUGCUUAUAAAGCACUGAACGCAAGAUGUAUAUGAUUAAAUAUGCUUUGGUGGCCCAACAUUUACAGAAUUUCAAUGCAGGAAAAACCCUGAAAACGUCACUCACCAAAGUGGCUAGUAAGAGUGAUGGAAUUACCCUUCAAUGCCGAUUUCAACCCGCAUUUGCCGGGUGGGCGUGUGUUAAUGUCAAGCCCUGGUCACGUGUCAAAGUUUAUUACUUAGGGUUAGGAGUUUGUUUAUAUGUGCUGUUAUCUCUCUAUCCCUGUAUCUGUCACUGGGGCAGCACCAAUAAUGGCUGUGACAGUCCGGGUCUCUCAGAGAAAAGUUGUGGUGGGUGUGAUGAAUAAUGCACCUCAUGUAUUACUUCACUUCUUCAGUGGAAGCAGAAUCUGAGCUGUCAGAGGGUGCCUGAUAAAGAGCCUCCUAUUGAAAGUUUAAGCCAUCAGUCACCCGAGUGUUUUAAUGCAAAGCUAUCUUCCCCUAUCUCUCUUUCUUUAAAUUAAUUUACUGUAUAUACAAUAAACAAUGGCCCCGAAAAGUAUUUGGACGCUUUUAGAUACUUAAGUCACACAUAAAUACUGUGUGUAUGAAUAUAAUCGCAUUGAAAAUAACAUAUCAAUCCAAGUAGCACCUGCAAAUAAAUGGUGCUAGACCUUUUCACAGAACUGACAUCACUUUUUUGAGCCAUAUUUUAAUUAAUUGGUCUUGUGUUGAGGUGAUUAAGUGUAUGAAGUUCUCACAGGUGUCUUAGCAGAGUAACCAAUGGUGUAUUUCAUCGCAUUAACUAUGGACAUGUUCUACUAAUGUUUGACAACAUUUUCUUUAUUUGCCAGUAUACCUACUUUGAACAGUAUAUCUUUUGUUUUAUAAUCUUAAACCCAACAAACUAUUUUGUGAAAUAUUUUGCUUGAAAAGUUAAAUGACUUUUUGGGGCCACUGUAUAUACAAUGAACUAUGCCAAACUUGUAAUAUUUUAAUUCUUUCUUUUGCUAAUACUAUUUUUUUUUUACUGUCUUUUAUUCAUCUAUGUUCUCCAUCCACUCCUCUGUUCAGGUAUAAGGAGCUUGUCACAGGGAAGAGAGCAAGAGAGAUCAUCGCCAUUUUAUGGAUCUUAUCCUUUAUCAUUGGACUCAUCCCAUUUGUGGGCUGGAACAAAAGAUACAUAUCCUGUUCCAGAAACGAAAGCAACUCUUUACAGUCUACCAACACUAGCAAUGCCGCCGAGAUGGAAACAGGCUUCUUGCGAAGCUGUUGUCUCGAGUGCUUGUUCGAGAAUGUGGUGGACAUGAGCUACAUGGUGUACUUCAACUUCUAUGGUUGCGUGCUACCACCUCUCCUCAUCAUGCUGGGCAUUUACGUGAAGAUCUUCACCGUGGCACGCAAACAGCUGCGUCAGAUCGAGCUCAAAUGCAGCGUGAGCAAUGGCGAGAAUCACCACCACGGCUUGCUGCAACGGGAGAUUCGUGCUGCUAAAUCGCUGUCCAUCAUUGUGGGCUUAUUUGCUCUCUGCUGGCUGCCCGUACACAUUUUGAACUGUCUCACUCUCUUCUACAGCCAUCUCAAGAAGCCCGGCUUUAUCAUGAACAUUGCCAUCAUCCUCUCGCACGCCAACUCCGCCGUCAAUCCCAUCAUCUACGCCUAUCGUAUUCAGGAGUUCAGAGUCACUUUCAGGAAGAUUUUGAACCGACAUUUCCUUUGCCAACGGGAUGAGAUGUAUCUUAGCUCCAAUGGAAGUAGCAGACACAAAGACCAGAUUAAAAUGACCAUUGACCCUCUACUAUAGUUAUAGUUCUUGGUCAAAAUAUAUGGAGAGAAAUGUUUACAGACCAAAGAACUGCAAACAAUCUAACUAUGUAUUUUCAACACGUCAAAGGUUGUGGCCCACUAUUAAUGAAAAGACAUGUCUGGACAACUUCGUGAUUUGUUAACGUUAAACUGUGAAAAAAAAACAAAAAAAAAAACUUUUGUAACUACAAAGUCUGUGGAAAUAUUUAUGGAUUACAUUUCAACUUUCAAACCUGAACAAGCACUAACAAACUUGAGCAGGGGCCUUAUUCAGAGCCUUAGUACGGGAAUACAAGCUAAGAGUGGCUAGUUUCCCACUGUAACUGCUAAACUCUAACAUGUAUGAAGAUCCUGUAGAACAAUUAAAUAAUAGGAAAUACCUGCUUUAGUGGGCAGCUUUGCCAAUUAGAUGAUAACAGAAUAGCCCAGAAGAACAAUCUUAAUUUAAAUGGCUGAUAUAGAGGGGCACACAAAGAAACAGCUUUUAUGAUGACCACUGUUAUAAUAAGUGUUAUUUUAAGUGCCAUGCUUUAAUUUAUUAGGACCUUAUGAUGUUAUUGUAUGAUUAAGAUGGUUGAUUUAGAAUGCUCAGGAAUUCACACGAGGUAAAGACAUAUUUAAGAACAUUGGUUGUCCAUUCACAGCACAGUUAAGCCAUUUGUUUGUUUUAGUCUUGACAAUUUCACAAUGAUCCAGAAACCAAGUUUUUCAGCAAAUAACUCCAGCAGGGACACUGCAUUCAAAUACACAUACCACGUAUGUUGGCCCCAAGAAGUAUUUAGGCACUUUAACCACAUUUAAAAUGUAUGAAUUUCUGCAAAACAAUGACACUAGUUCUUUUCCAGCCUGAUCUCUUCAUCUCAUGACUGGCAAUGUUUUUACAAAAAAAAAAACAUUAUGUGCUUCUUUACAGAUAUAUUUUUCAUUUUUGUAAUUAUUUUAACCAACUGGUCAGGUCAUUUUUAGUCAAUGUAUGAAGUAAUUUCCCCUUAAGUUAACACUGGUUUGACAACCAAAAAGUCUCCAAUUACAUUUUUUCUUAGUUUUGAGCAGGAUAUCUAUUGUUGAAUAAAUUAAAAUCUAACAAACUUCUGUUGCCAGUUGGGUUCCAAAUGCCUUGAGCGCCCAAAUACUUUUUAGUGUAAACACUCAUUCUCACUGUUCCUUUUUAUGAACAACCUGUUUACCAUAUACAACCAUUACAUCCUCUUUCAUGCUAACACAUACAGUAUAUUCCCACUGUCCCCAGAUGUGAUGGUACAGCACACUGGGAUCUGAUUUCUGACUGCCCUGCUAAUGUGUCACAGCCCUUAGGACUCAAGUUUGUCAUUGAAUGUCUGACUGUGACAAGCCACCCGAACCAAAACAAGAGCAGCUGACAUAAAGCAAAGACUGUCUCCUCUAGAGAGAGAUUUACAGUGUCACUACUGGAGCUAACUAGUUUAUGACACACCAUACUGUCAAUACUGUGACUUUAUUCUAUUAAUCACUGAUUGUCACCUUUACAGUAUACCUACUCUGUAGAACAAAUCUGAGACUUGGUCUUUUCAUUGAUGCCUUUUUAUGCCCAAACUGGCCAGUGUUUCUGUAUAUCAUUUAGGCUACAUUUUGCGCUUGAACAAAUAUGGUUAUAAAAUAAAAUCUUAGAGGAUUCUGAGCCAUGUCAAUGCAGUAAGUGCACAUGUUCCUUAUAGGUUUGUAUCUUGCUUGCAACAUGUCCCCUAAUCCCAUUUUCUGUCUCUCUCCAACAUAUAUUGGUCCAAUAAAAGUGGCAAAAAGCCGAUCCUCAGAAAGCUCAGAGAACAAUACACGUGUUGUUAGACACCAUAUUUUGUGUGCCGUAUUAUGAGAUCAUAUUAAUUAAAGAACAUUAUCCCUUUCAGACCCCAAUUAUGUUCCAGGGACACAAAAAUAUGACCAUGCUUUAUUUCUACUCAAAAUGCAGCUAUAAAUGAAAUGCAUUUUCAUAAUUUUAUUUGCACAUGCUGCCAUGCUUUAUUUCAAAGCAAGAUUUUUUUUUUUUUUUU
Myxocyprinus asiaticus (Chinese sucker) is the source of this 11041-nucleotide messenger RNA. Its product is annotated as adenosine receptor A2b-like. The transcript is spliced from 2 exons. The record is from RefSeq and is a predicted model, not a curated record. Gene Ontology annotation, cellular component: membrane. Gene Ontology annotation, molecular function: G protein-coupled adenosine receptor activity. The coding region runs from base 8149 to 9012 and encodes 287 amino acids. NCBI's taxonomy places the organism in Eukaryota, Metazoa, Chordata, Actinopteri, Cypriniformes, Catostomidae. Gene Ontology annotation, biological process: adenylate cyclase-activating G protein-coupled receptor signaling pathway; G protein-coupled adenosine receptor signaling pathway; vasodilation.